AUGGUUAAAUAGACAAAGCGCCAAUAAGACAGUCAGUCAUAAAGCCCAUACUUUAAUAAUUACAAUAUAGAUAGACAUAGAUAUAAAAUUUUUGAACCACAUCAAAUUAGAACAAACUUAGAAUUAUUGGGCCAUCUUUAUGGUUAUUCAAAAGUAUUCCACAAGGAAAAAUUUGGCUUCUUGAUUUCAUAAAUCAUUAAAAAUAGUAAAUCAGAUGAAGAAUUAUCAAGAGGCCGCAAUAGUCUAAGGAAUAUUGUAAAUAAGAAGAUGAAAAAUAAUCAAAAUUGUAUACCUAAGGAUUUGUAUUUUAAUAAAUAGGAUUUUAAAGAAUUUUUGAAAGAUAUCAAUAACAAAUAACUUAUUUCUGAUGCCAUAGAUUCGGUUCAGAACAGCAUAGGUCAAUACACUAUAAAGGAAGAUAAUAUAGAUAGCUCGAAUUUAAUCCAAAAUUUGCUCCAACGAUUCUAAGAUGUAUUAAUGUAAGGCCUCUUGAAAUGUAAAAACGAAGACUUAAAACAAAUCAGAGAAGAGAUCUUAAUAUUGUAUGGGAAUCUUGAAGGUACCACAAAAAAACUAAUAAACUAUACUCGUAAGGAAAAAUCAAAUCUUAAUGGAGGUAUAGAAUUGGAAGAAUACUAAUUUCAUUUGACAGAAGCUGAAGAGUAAGAAGACUAAGGGUAGUAAAUGAGUCAUUAAUAAGAUGAAUAAAAAUAAAUGUAAACUUAACAAGUUGAUAAUAUGAUUAAUAAUACUUUAAAGUUAGAUUAAACUGAUAAUAUGAUAAUUGUUGGAACUGGUAUAGUUUUAUCUGGCAAUGAAAAUAUUCAAGGGUUGGAUUAGACUUAUAAUGAGAUAAAUUUUGGAACUGGUAUUGUUUUAUCUGGUAAUGAAAAUAUUAAAGGGUUGGAUUAGACUGAUAAUAUGAUAAUUGUUGGAACUGGUAUUGUUUUAUCUGGUAAUGAAAAUAUUAUAGGGUUGGAUUAGACUGAUAAUGAGAUAAAUGUUAGAACUGGUAUAGCUUUAUCAAGUAAUGAAAAUAUUAUAGGACUGAAUUAGACUGAUAAUGAGAUAAAUUUUAGAACUGGUAUAGGUUUAUCUAGUAAUGAAAAUAUUAUAGGGAUGGAUUAGACUGAUAAUGAGAUAAAUUUUGGAACUGGUGUAAUUUACUAUGAUGCUGAGUAGACUUAAACGUUUUAGUAUACUUAAGAGAUGAGAAAUGAUGGAACUCAGAUUUUUUUAUAUGAUUGUGACAAUACUGGUCCAUAUUAUUAUAUCAAUGAGAUACAAAUGUUUUGA
This is a messenger RNA of Paramecium octaurelia, 1296 nucleotides long. The record is from the annotation of a GenBank genome assembly. Lineage: Eukaryota; Ciliophora; Oligohymenophorea; Peniculida; Parameciidae.